GCUGGCGGAUUGCGGAUUGGUGCGCCGGUGAGCUCCUCGACAGCAACUGGGCCUGGUCGUGUGGCAGAGUUUAGGCGCAAGUUUGAACCUACCGAUGCACCGAGCAAGGCCGCAUCCGGGCCCGUAUCAGCGUUUGCUAAUCCCGUGGUGACCAUGCGACCCGGGUACGCUGGUGCUGCGCAAAAUACUACAAAGCUGUUGCCUCUUCGUAUUCCUCUUCAGCUUCGUCCUCCUUAUCUUCGUCAUCGGCAGUGGAGCUCCCUGUGAAGCGCGUGCCGAUGACGGCCGCAGCGAAAUCGCAAAUUGGAAAGAUUCCGAGUUCCAAGAUUGUUGGUGCUGGACAAAAGUCAUCGACAGUGGCGAUGCGCGAGGCGGCACGUAAGGCUGAGGCAGCGCGGAUAAAUGCUUCUGCUGCUACCAAACACCAAGUGGCCCCGGCGGCGAACGAGCAGCCCUUGUUCAAGUCUGUUGCGCGGCCAGGCCCGAAUAUGUCGCGGCCGUCUAGCCAGUCUAGUUUGCGCUCGCAAACGUCUGAUCGUCGUUCUCGCCCAACUCCCCUGCCUAUUGUGAGCAGCAGCAAUGGCGGUACCAGCGGCAGUGCCGCCACUGCUAUUACAAUGUCCUCUAAGGGUAAGGCGCCUGUUCGCUCGAAUGCCGGGUCGAGAUCGAGUGGUGGGAGCAUUUGGCUGAGAGUGUCAAGACGGAUUCGGUGGAUUCGGGCAGAUGGGGUCUUUCGUCAGUCAUAUCGAUGCUGUCGCCGUCCAGCUGGAAGUCUCAGACCAACUUGGUUCAACCCACUGCCGCAGCUUCCGCUGCUGCUUCCGCUGCUGAUCCUGAGACACCAACGGUUAACCCAGUGGCCAAGAAGAAGACACUUAUUGCUAGUCCCUAUGACGUCAACAGUCCCCAGACACCGUAUCAGCCUCGGCCGGAGCAUGGCGGUGGGAACCGGGCACAGCUAGUCAUGCCCACGUACAAGGACAUGGCGGUACCCUUGCGCCGCACCAGUGAUAGUCGGUCUUCAUCUGGCUCGUCGGUAGGGACUUUUGAGGACAACAAUAUGUCUUCAUCUGCAGCGGCAGGGGCUAAGCGGCCAUCUCAGCUGG
Molecule: messenger RNA, 1106 nt
Organism: Kickxella alabastrina
Lineage: Eukaryota; Fungi; Kickxellomycota; Kickxellomycetes; Kickxellales; Kickxellaceae
Exons: 1
Coding region: 279-962 (227 amino acids)
Source: RefSeq, a predicted model, not a curated record